GUCCGGUGUUGGGCGUGCAUCGGCAGAGCUGACUGUGACUGGUGGCCGACUGAAGGCAAAGAGGGAAGCGAAGCUUUGGGUGGGAGAGGAGAGGAGAGGAGAGGAGAGGAGAAGAGGGGAAGCCUAGCAGUAGCAGUAGCAGUAGCAGGGUUGACCGGAGCGGGAGUGGAGAGUAACCCCAACAACCCCACCUCCCCCCUCGCCUUCUUUCUUAUUGCCAUUUGCCACCACUCCACGUCUCCACCAAACAAGGCAACAAGGGGAGAGGAAGGAGAAGUAGAUCUGCAUCUGCGAGAGCGAGAGGAGGAGGAGGAGGAGGAGGAGGCAGCGGCGGUGGUGAUGAUGGAGAGCCAGCCGCUGCAGGACCCGACGGCCACGGCUCCGGCACCCGGAUCUGCGGAGCCAGCCGGAGCUCCGCCGGCCGUCACCCCCGGCAAGGAGUUCACGCGCACCUGCAAGGGCCUCGUCGUUGUGCUCAUCGGUGGAUACGUGCUGCUCCAGCUCCUCCCCUCGUCACUCAACUACCUCGCCAUCAUCCCCUCCAAGACAAUCCCCUAUGUAUGGACCGUCUUCACCGCUGGUUACAUCGAGCAAGUCCUCCCAGGGGCCAUUGGCAGUUCUCUUGGUCUUCUUUUUUGUGGAAAGGACAUUGAACCAGCAUGGGGCCGCAAGGAAUUCUUGAAGUUCAUUAUUUUGAUCAACUCCAUCUGUGGCAUUCUUGCGUUCUGCUUUGCUAUUGGACUCUACUAUGUCACUGGAAAGGAGAGCUUCCUGGUCACACCACUUUCUGGUUUCCACGGUUGCCUUGCUGGCUUUCUUGUGGCCCUGAAGCAACUCUUACCAAACCUUGAGCUUCCUAUGUGCUUUUUCUGGAAAAUAAAGGCAAAGUGGAUGCCAUUCUUUGUUGUAUGUUUCUCAAGUAUCAUGGCCUUCAUUGUGCCUGAUUCCAUUAACUUCUUGCCGACUUUGGUGUCCGGGAUGUAUGUUAGCUGGCUUUACCUAAGAUACUUCCAAAGGAACCCACUGACUGGACUUAAGGGUGAUCCCAGUGAUGACUUCUCCUUCCCCAGUUUAUUCCCAGCUGCCAUGAGACCAGUUACAGACCCUGUGGCCAACCUGUUUGAUAGGAUGUUGUGUGCAAGGUCUAGGCCUUCGGAAGUAGCUCUCCCAAUUUCAGAUCCUGCCAAGGCUUCAAGAAGAAGGGAGCGCGGCGAGAGGGUUCUUGAGGAAAGGUUGGCAGCUGACAAUGCUGGUGACACAGAAGCCACGCCUCAUGGCCACGGCACAGCCGAAGACUGAGAACUCUCUCACGACCAUCAGCGCCUUUUAUAGGAGUCAUGCCUGUCGCCCAUGGCUUUGCUCUCCAGCAUCGUAGCUCACCAGAUUUGUCUUGUGGAGAUGGAGAGUCAUUGAGUUUACAGCGAACCAAUAAUAUGUUCUUAAUUUCUCCUUGUUUUCAUUUAUCUGUUUGAUGAGAUUUAUUGGUUAAAUUUCUGUAGUAGUCGAUUGUUAUAACACAGUAAAAAGAAGAAGAAAAGGGUGGUGGCAUUUGCAGGAAUUGCAGCGAGAUGUUGAGAUUCCGUAGCGGUGAUGCAUUUGCAGCCGAUUGUUUGUUACUGGUCAAAUUCUGUAGUAGUCAUAUACUCUGUCUCUACUCAUAUAUAGAAAGAAGAAUGGCUUUGUCAGUAUCA
Molecule: messenger RNA, 1691 nt
Organism: Sorghum bicolor (sorghum)
Lineage: Eukaryota; Viridiplantae; Streptophyta; Magnoliopsida; Poales; Poaceae
Product: rhomboid-like protein 19
Exons: 8
Coding region: 340-1299 (319 amino acids)
Biological process (GO): retrograde vesicle-mediated transport, Golgi to endoplasmic reticulum
Cellular component (GO): membrane; Golgi apparatus
Source: RefSeq, a predicted model, not a curated record